GGCAACUGCGCACAAGUUAAAUUGACGUUAUUAUUUACCUACUGGUAACAUUUAUGUAAAAUGUCACCACGUCUCAAAAUAUCAAAUUAUGUUAUUGAGAGGCUGUCUAAUAUAGACACCAGUGAAAGUACAGGAUGUCUGUACGGACUCAUGUACGAUGGCACAUUGCUCGUGGUUGGACUGAGCUUAGAAUUAUUUGAAAAUGAGAAGAACACUUAUAGGCAGUUGUUGCUCAACCUUCCCGCCGAAAUAGAACUAUGCGGAGUCGUAAGGUUCGGUGAAUCUUUGACUACCGGAACCACAAUGAAAGAAAUAUUGCAGGAUGUUGAUAUAACAGACAAUCCUCUGGUGAUGAUAGUCAAUGAAAAGAAAGAAAUGAAAACUCACUUUCUAGUGCAUGACAAGUUUGAAGAGACUAAAUAUGAAGUGUUGAGCUCUGAGGAUAUGUGGAAACAGUUCCUUCAUGUGCGCUUAAAUACAAUAUUACCACUGAGCUGUGAAGCCACAAUAUCUGGAGUCAAAAAUAUUCUGCAAAAUAAGAGGAAAAAGAUUGCCUCUGGUCAAGUGUCAUUCCAUGUAGAUGGUACAUCAGUGUACUUGUUUGGUGUUGCAUCAGACGUGGGUCUAACUGGCACUAGCCCAGAAGCCACCAUAGGAGAACUGGUUGACUCUAUGAGCCCAGAACAGCCUAAGAAGAAGAAGCAUAAUACUAAUACUGUAGAAAUAGUACCUAUAAAUCUUGUAUUGAAAACAACAAAGGAUAUACUGUCAGAUAAACUUGUGAAGACUGCAGUUAAAAUGAUGACAACUCAAAGAAAACCUGCAUUUUGUAUCAGUAUGCCAUUGAGAAUAGACACCCUGGCAAUGAUACAUCGCAAUACAAAGUUGUUGGAGCUUUACACUGUUCUUGUGGAGGCAGCCUGCAGGUCUCUCAGACUAUUGGAAAGUGUUCUUCUAGAACAAUUGGGACAAGAAGGCAUUGGAGAUGGGGCUGGGCUACGUUUACCAGAAACUUUCCACUUCCUACCACAGGAAUUAGGGCAUUUCAUCACAAGGGUAGUGCCUAAAGCUAUACCUGAUGAAAGUAUGGAAAAAGAAAGGCGUUUAUUGCACGAACAGUUAGGUAUUGUCCAGACUAGGCCAGUUUUCCGUAGGGGCAAUGCGUAUUCUGACAAAAGCGGCGGUCGUCUAGUGAAUCCCCACGAAGCUAUUCCAAGCCAGCCGUUAAAGCCUGACGUGACUGUGGCGCUAGUUCGAGGACGAUACACCUACCACCACUACAUGCAAGAUAACUUCAAUGAUGAUGGGUGGGGUUGCGCGUACCGUUCAAUGCAAACUAUAUUCUCGUGGUUCCGGUACCAAGGAUACACAACAGUCGAAGUACCAACUCACAGAGAAAUUCAACAGUGCCUUGUCAACAUUGGCGAUAAGCAGUCGUCAUUUUUAGGUUCAAAGCAAUGGAUAGGUUCUACUGAAGUUAUGUUUUGUUUAGAAACACUUUUAGGCAUUCAAUCAAGAAUAAUAUUUGCUAACACUGGAGCUGAAUUACAGAGUUAUGCACAUGACCUGGUUCACCAUUUCCAGACACAUGGAACUCCAAUUAUGAUUGGUGGUGGAGUGCUGGCACACACAAUAUUGGGAGUGGAAUACAACUCGGCGACAAAUGACAUACGCUAUCUCAUCUUAGACCCACACUACACGGGCGCAGAAGAUUUAUCCACCGUCAUCAGCAAGGGUUGGUGCGGCUGGAAGAAUUCAGACUUCUGGAAUAAAGCGGCUCACUAUAACCUCUGCUUACCACAAACAAAACCUGCUAUUUAAGUAUGAAUACUAUCACACACAGUUCAAAUUAACAUCUUGGAACAUAUUUUCCGUUUGUAGCUGUCAAUAAUUAAUAAUGCUAUAUUUUUAAAGCUGUGAUAAUUGGCUUUUAUAGGCCCUUAGAUUCCACACAUAUGCAUUUCUUUACAGAUAGUCGGUUAUAAUCCGGUUUAAUAAUGGUAAAUUGUGACAAUGUUGGUGCAAAAAGUAGCACAUCUUGGACUUAUAGUCAACUGUGACAUAACUUUAUUACCCUAAUG
Messenger RNA from Helicoverpa armigera (cotton bollworm), 2081 nucleotides. It is a transcript of the gene Ufsp2, whose product is annotated as ufm1-specific protease 2. NCBI's taxonomy places the organism in Eukaryota, Metazoa, Arthropoda, Insecta, Lepidoptera, Noctuidae. The record is from RefSeq and is a predicted model, not a curated record. The transcript is spliced from 10 exons. Bases 61 to 1821 code for a protein of 586 amino acids.